This is a messenger RNA of Candoia aspera, 930 nucleotides long. It is a transcript of the gene LSM1, whose product is annotated as LSM1 homolog, mRNA degradation associated. Gene Ontology annotation, biological process: deadenylation-dependent decapping of nuclear-transcribed mRNA. The transcript is spliced from 4 exons. Bases 24 to 578 code for a protein of 184 amino acids. NCBI's taxonomy places the organism in Eukaryota, Metazoa, Chordata, Lepidosauria, Squamata, Candoiidae. The record is from RefSeq and is a predicted model, not a curated record. Gene Ontology annotation, cellular component: P-body; Lsm1-7-Pat1 complex. Gene Ontology annotation, molecular function: RNA cap binding.
CCAGCGGUCUUCUGGGAAUUUCCAUGCGCACCGAUCCGCCGGGCACGGAUCCCCUUCUGUCUCCCCGCCCCGCCGGAGCUUGUGCUUCCGGACCGGGCGGGGAGAGGCCAAGAGGAGGUUCCGCUUCUCCCAGGGCCGAUGCGGGCGGCGGAGCUUCCGCUGCGUCCGGGGGAAAAAUGAAUUACAUGCCGGGCACGGCCAGCCUCAUCCAAGACAUCGAUAAGAAACACUUGGUCCUCCUUCGAGAUGGCAGAACACUGAUUGGCUAUUUACGCAGCAUUGAUCAGUUUGCAAAUUUAGUUUUACACCAAACAGUGGAACGCAUUCAUGUGGGCAAAAAAUAUGGUGACAUCCCUCGUGGCAUCUUCGUAGUGAGAGGCGAGAAUGUUGUACUCUUGGGAGAAAUUGAUCUAGAGAAGGAAAGUGACACCCCUUUGCAGCAAGUAUCAAUAGAGGAGAUCUUGGAAGUUCAACGUGUAGAGCAGCAAGCUAAGCAAGAAUCGGAGAAGUUAAAAAUGCAAGCACUGAAGGAGCGAGGGCUCUCCAUCCCAAGGGCUGAUACGCUAGAUGAAUAUUAAGUGUUUGCUUGAACGGUCUCCCCAAAAUUGAAGAGAUUGUGUACUGAAGCGCCCAAGUGAUGGACAACUUUUUUUUAAAAGUAUUAUUUUGGGUUUUUCCCCAAACACAGAGAACAGUUUAAUCAUUGUGACAAACACUGUAGUUCCUCCCGUUUCACAAAAUCAUUAUUUCUGAAGACCUCAAAAAUGCUGAUAUUUUCAUAUAAUCCAGCAUGAUUGAGCAGCUGUAAAAGAGAAUGCUGGUUUAGGACAUUUCUUUUAUCUUUUUUUUUUAAAUACAGUAAUGACUUCUGGAAGAAGGGGGGAAGUAACCCUCUAAUCUGUAAAUAAAAGGUGAUUCUGAACACUGCUA